AUGGCUGAAGCCCCAGAAGAGGACGGUUCUGGCCCCCGGAAAGGUGAAGAUCUGGGGCCUGGGCCUCUUCAAAUAGCCGAAGAUGCCGAACCAGACAUCACGGCAGAGGCAGACCCGGAGCUACCUGAAAAGACUGACCAAGAGCCACAGCCAGAGGCGCAGGAAGAGAAUUUGAAAGACCGGACGCUGGCGAGCGCUAAGAACAUGCACCCACACCUAAAACCAACCUGGAUGUUCGAGGGAGAGCUUUCCAAGAAAUCAGAGGCAGACCUUUCAAGCGAGAUUGAGACAGGGAUACCCCAAAAGGUAAUGUCAGAGGUAACUAGAGAGAUGAUAGAGUUUCUCAAGGAUUUGGCGGUCACUAUGGAUGAAAAGCCGGAGGACCCAGACCUAGAGCCAUCCGAAGAGGCCAAAGCAGAUGUUACCGAGGAUGUAGUCGUAGAGUUAGCUCAGGAAACACAUCUGGAGCUACCAAAGGAAACCGAGUCUGAGGCUCCAAGAGCCGCAGCCAACAAGACAAGACUGGAGUUACUAAAGGAGAUCAAAGGAGGGUUUCCAGAGGAAUUACUUAGAGAGCAAAAUGAAGAGUCCAGUCUAGAACCUCCAGAACAGGCCCAGCCUGAAUUUCCAAGUAAGAAGCCAAGAAAAUCAAUUGGAGAGAGAGAUCUACAGCCACCAAAGAUGGCCACUCCAGAGUUUCCAGAAGAGACACAAAGAAAGUCAUCUGAGGAGAACAGGCCAGAGCCAUCGGAGCCGACCAAACUGGAGUUUCCAAAGGAGAAACCAAGAAAGUCUGGUGAGGAGGCAGGUCUAGAGCCUCCAGAAGAAACUAAGCCAGGGGUUGCAGAGGAGAUAGCAAGAAAACCAACUGAGGAGAAAGGGACCGAGCAACCUGAGCAGACUAAACCAGAGUUUCCAGACCAGAAACCAAGUAAGUUUACUGAGGGGACAGGAAGAAAGGCAACCAAGGGCGAGGUUCCAGAGCCAGUAGAAGAGAUCAAAUCAGAGUUUCCUGAGGAAAAAUCAAGAAAACUAAUUGAGAAAAGAGGCCUAGAGUCAUCAGAAAAGACAAAACCAGAAAUUCAAGAGGAGACACAAAGAAAGUCAACUGUGGAGAAAGUUCUAGAACCACCAGAAGAUACUGAAGCAACAGUUCAAAAAAAUAAGCAGAGAAAAUCAACUAUGGAGAUAGGACUAGCACCACCACAGAAGUCCAAGUCAGGGGACACACUAAGAGAGUCAACUGAAGAGAAAGAUCUAGAGCCUCCAGAACAGACUACGCCUGGGUUUCCAAAGGAAGAACCAAAGACACAGAGAAAAUCAACUGAGAACACGGGCCAAGUGCCACUACAGAAGAUGAGACCAGAGGUUCAAGAGAGGACACAAACAGAGCCAACUAAGGAAAAAGAUUUAGAGUUACCCGAUAAAGCCAAACCACUGCUUAGACAAGAGGCACAGGAAGAAUUUACCAAGGAAGAUAGGCCGGAGCGAAUCAAAUUUAAGCAUUUUGUAGACAAAGACAGGCCAGAGAAUUCUGACUAUCAAACAAGAAAGUUGUUCAUACAAGAAACUGAAAAAGUUGUGGAAGACUCUUCGUUAGCCUCUUUCACAGUAAGAGAAGUAGGCUUGGAAAAUAUAGGUGAUGAGUUCCCAGAAGAACCCCCAAUACCGGGUGACUUCACUGAUUCCAGUAAUGACUUCUACUCACCUCCCUCAGAGUCUCAGAGGGACUUAAGAAAUUCCAUUAGUGAAAAAGAUGUAGACUUGCCCCUAAAGUUGAUGGAACUGGUACCUUGUGAUAAAGAAACCCAGACAGAGGAAAGGACUAAGCUACAAUUUGAGUGUCUUAAAUGGAGCCCAGAAGAAGUUGCGAAGUGGAUUAGCAAGUUAGGCUUUCCUCAGUACCAGGAGUGUUUUACCACAAACUUCAUCAGCGGCCGAAAACUCAUCCAUGUAAACUGCUCAAACCUCCCUCAGAUGGGGAUAACGGAUUUUGAGGACAUGAAGGUAAUUUCUCGGCACACGCGGGAGCUACUGGGAAUUGAAGAACCAUUAUUUAACCGCACCAUCUGUCUUCCCUAUAGGGACAAUAUAGGCUUAUUUUUAGAGCAAAAAGGUCAUACGGGGGUAAAAUCUGAUUCCUUGACCUUAUCUGAAUUUGUGCAAACAGCAGGAUUACAAGACUAUGAGCCACAAAUACCUGCCCCUGAUGAUGAGAAUGAGGGGUUAUAUUACACUGAGCCACAGGAAAAAGCCAUCUCACUUAGCUUAAAAGCUCAAACGGAAUGACUUGGGGGAAGAGAUGUGGUCUUUUGGGGUUCCUUUUCCCCCUCUUCAUUAGAGGUCAGAGUUGGAACUCCUGGCCCUAUUCCUAGUUCUGUCGUCAGCUCACAGCACCUUCCUGGUGUUUGUGUUUCAGUUUAGCCUCUCGUUAAAACAAGGGUGGGGAGCGCCCUGGCCCAGCAGGUCAGUUGGUUGCAGCAGCCUCCCGACAUGCCAAG
Molecule: messenger RNA, 2501 nt
Organism: Miniopterus natalensis
Lineage: Eukaryota; Metazoa; Chordata; Mammalia; Chiroptera; Miniopteridae
Gene: SAMD15
Product: sterile alpha motif domain containing 15
Molecular function (GO): protein binding
Source: RefSeq, a predicted model, not a curated record